Cololabis saira (Pacific saury) is the source of this 2722-nucleotide messenger RNA. RefSeq names its product platelet and endothelial cell adhesion molecule 1a (gene pecam1a). The transcript is spliced from 15 exons. Gene Ontology annotation, biological process: cell surface receptor signaling pathway. The coding region runs from base 138 to 2531 and encodes 797 amino acids. Lineage: Eukaryota; Metazoa; Chordata; Actinopteri; Beloniformes; Belonidae. The record is from RefSeq and is a predicted model, not a curated record. Gene Ontology annotation, molecular function: transmembrane signaling receptor activity.
UGUUUUGUCUCCUACACACUCCACCUCUGCCUCGGCAAGGUCCUCCCCUGUUCCUCGGUGGCCUUUGUGGCCUCCGUCCUCUCUGCCCACUGAAGUGGUUUUCUUGAUCUGGCAUCAGUGAACCACCUUCGCUCAGGAUGGGCUCCAGACCCCCCAGCCUCCGACUGCUGCUUCUCACCACCCUCCUGCUCAUCUGGCCGUGUGCCAGAGGACAGUCUUCAUACAUUAUAGAUACCGUUGGCCUCACGAUCCUUCCCAAGAGCACAGUUCAGACUGGAACAGCAGUGUCGUUGCGCUGCCAGGCCAUCGUCAGCCGCAGCAACAUCUCUCAGCUUCCAUACCAUUUCCAAAUCACACGGGACGACUCUCCUGUCCAAUCCUUUGACACCGUAGAGGACUCAGUGGAAUAUGAACUCAACCCGGCCAGGGCGGGGGACUCUGGGAGCUACGAAUGUCGAGUCACAGUCAAGGACAGGAGUAAGGCCAGCAUCAGACAUAAACUGGAAGUCACAGGCCUGCAGACUCCCACCUUAAAUCUGACUAAUACACAACCCUAUGAGAAUGAGGAGUUCACAGCCACAUGCAGCGCUCCAGAGGAGAAAGGAAACUUCAUAUUCCGGUUUUAUCGGAGAUUUAGGUCUGGGGAGUCCGAGAAGAUAAAGCCCAUACCAACACAGGGUAAUUCUGCAGAAACUACUCUUAGUCUCAAGCUCAGAGGCGAGUGCUUUCUGUCCUGUGACUAUGAGAUGACUCUGGCUUCUGGGACCAGACGCUCCAACGUCAGCAAUGAGAUACGGAUGAACGUUAAAGCUCUCACCAUUACCCCGGUUAUAAAUAUGCUCCCCGGCCACACUGUUUACGAGGGGGACGUAGUGGAGGCGGUCUGUAAGGUGGUGGAUAGUCCACUGAAAAAUAUUCACUUAUUCCUCACAAAGGAACGGACGAUUCUGAAGGAAGUCACCGCCACGGCCCUCAGUCAUAGAUUUACCGCUCAAGAUGGUGAUUCUGGUGAGCUUGUUUGCAAAGCAGCGUGGGAAAAUGUCCAUAAAGAAAGCUAUUUAACAAUCAAAGUCAAAGAAUUAUUUUCAAAGCCAGAUCUGACCUUGGAGCCCGUUAUAGACCUGUUUGAAGGAACCAGAUUCACGCUCAACUGCUCCGUCUCCAUUUAUGUACCAAAUAGGAUCACCAAGAAAGCUUUGAAAUUCUUUAUCUACAAAGAUGACGUUAAACUCACAAGUUCAAAAAUAUACAGCACCUUGGCACACCCUGCCAAAAAUGGCAACUACACCUGUAAAGUCCAGGUGGAUAUUCCCAACCACACUCUCCUUAAGGAGAGCCAAAAACUUGUUGUUGCAGCCAAAAUUCCUGUUUCCAAACCUGUGCUGACGGUGGUGGGACGUACAUUGCUGCUGGGAAAGCCGUUCCAGGUGCUCUGUCAGAGCGACAGAGGCACCCUGCCCAUCACCUACGCGCUACACGGCCCUAACAGGUCACCUGAGUACCGGACAGUGAGCAGACCACAAGAAAAGGCUAUCUUCAACUCCACAGCCAUCUUCAAGAGCUUAGACUUGAGCAAAUUUCUUUGCCAUGCAAAUAAUGCUCAACGCGGACCUCCCAUGAUAGGACAAGGAGAACAAAUGCUGCACACAACCAACAUCAUAGAGUCCGUGUCAAGACCAGUGUUGAUGGUUCAUCCCGGCAAAGAGGACAUCUCUGAGGGGCACAGCAUGUUGCUUGUCUGCUCUGUCGAGAGGGGAAGUCCUCCAUUGAACUUCACCUGGUACCAGAUUGGAAAGACGGUUCUUUCUUCCUUGACUAGCAAUAACCGAAAAGAGUCAUACAGAAUAAACACAGUCGGGAGAGAGCACAGUGGGAGCUACUUCUGCAUGAGCACCAACCCAGCCGGGGAAGUUAAACAGAGCAGCACAGUCACUAUUGCAGUGAAGUGGGCUGGCUGGAAGAAAGGUCUCAUAGCGGUUUUCUGCAUCCUACUCAUAUUGACCUUGAUCCUUGUGAUUGCAUUCAAGACGCGUUUGCUUCAUUGUAAGAGGAAAAGAACUGGCAGGCUUUCAGUGAAGUCAACCGGCACCAAAGUCGAGCGUCUGAGCCUCACGCAGGCAGAGGUCAAUGAGGCUGCUAAUGCUACCCCAGGCAUGAUGGGAAAAAGUGUUUGGAGUGACCGCGUAUCAGGAUCCGAGUCUGAUGACCAGAGCAGUGCAAUCACAGCAGACAAACCAGAACCUCAGUAUACUGAGGUGCAGACCAGAGAGGCAGAUCCUAAUAGAGCUCCCGUUAAAGAAGGAACAGAGACCGUGUACAGCAAAGUGUGCCACUCUCAGCAAGGUGUUCCAGAGCUGCCUGAUGGCCAGGUAUCAGUGGAAUAUGCCCAGCUGAAUCAUGAUGCUGAUCAACCCGGUGACCAACUUCCAACCAACCAUGGAGGCCAUAGUCCAAACAGCGACCAUGUAAUGGAGAUAAAUAACAGUGUUUGCAUUGACACCGGGGACCAGGGGGAAGGGAAUUGUGACUAAGUGGCAGAGUCUUAACUAACUAACAAGAAUAUUUGUUUCCUUAUUUAUCCAGCGUGUUAAUGCAGCUGAAGACUUUUUGCUGAAAGAUCUCAAAAGCUCAUAAACUAAACAGUUACAUGAUUUGUAUUUUGUUUCUGUCAUGCUGCUUUUUUUUUCAUCUGCCUUAUUUUUUGAAGAAUUAAACUGUGUUU